CUCCCCCCUCCUUAAAAAUACAUCUCAGCUCGGGCUUUAAUUCUUUCGUACAUUCAAUCCCAGCAUACCUUGAAAAAUAGACUACACCGCCGCAGUGGCUUUAAUUUUUCCCCUUGCACCUUCAGCCCUUUGCCUGCCAAGUUUGCCAAGCCCAGAGGAUGCGGUAGCCGGCCCCCACGCAGCAUUGUCCCUCCUCUGUGGCGUUUGUGGCGUGUGCGUUUUUUCACGGCUGGUCAGACGAUUGGUUUGAUAACUUUGGGAUUGCCUUGUUUUCUGGGUUGUCUUGGAUUGCCUCGGCGCACGGGAAGAAGAAGCAGAGGACUCGGCGCGGAGGAGAGAGAGAGAGAGAGAGAGAGAGAGGAGAAAGGAGGGGGAGAGGGAAACACGGGAGAAGCCUCCAUGUUUCAGUUGCCCAUCUUGAAUUUCAGCCCCCAGCAGGUCGCCGGGGUCUGCGAGACUCUGGAGGAGAGCGGGGAUGUCGAGCGCCUGGGCCGCUUCCUCUGGUCGCUGCCCGUCGCGCCAGCGGCCUGCGAGGUCCUCAACAAGAACGAGUCGGUGCUCAGGGCCCGGGCUGUCGUCGCGUUCCACACUGGCAAUUUCCGUGAACUCUACCAUAUCCUGGAGAACCACAAGUUCACCAAAGAGUCGCAUACGAAGCUGCAGGCGCUGUGGCUCGAAGCUCACUACCAGGAGGCUGAGAAGCUGCGGGGCCGCCCGCUGGGACCGGUGGACAAAUACAGGGUGCGGAAGAAGUUUCCCCUGCCCAGAACCAUCUGGGAUGGAGAGCAGAAAACCCACUGCUUCAAGGAGAGAACCCGGCACUUGUUAAGAGAGUGGUAUUUGCAGGAUCCCUAUCCAAAUCCCAGCAAAAAGAGGGAGCUUGCACAGGCUACUGGACUUACACCCACACAAGUAGGAAACUGGUUCAAAAAUCGCAGACAAAGAGACAGAGCGGCGGCCGCGAAGAACAGGCUCCAGCAGCAGGUCCUGUCCGGCGGCUCGGUUCGCUCCCUGGCGGACGAGGAUGGCACCGUGGACCGCCUGGGGAACUCCUCCAGUCCCGAGGCCAGUCUGUCCAGCAAAGCAGCCGCCUCGGCCAUCUCUAUCACCUCCAGCGACAGUGAAUGUGACAUCUGACGGGCAGAUCGAGGGUGUUAAUGAAUUAAAAGGGGAUACGAGUGAAAGACAAUCCAAUAAACAAGUCAUAGUGCCUGCGUUGAGAUAAAAAAAAAGAACAUACACACACAUACACAUACAUACACACACAAACUAAUAUUUGACGGCUGCCAAAACAUAAAGGGAUCUGUGAUCUGCUGCGGACUGCCCGUCCUUAUCCUUUUAGGCCUAUACUUUUGUUUGCGUUUUACCCACGUGCGGAUAACUGAACUUAACACUUGGACGAAACACAUUUCACGGACUAAUAAGCCAACGCUUCGAGAUGAAACGUUAAAAAAA
Pundamilia nyererei is the source of this 1455-nucleotide messenger RNA. Its product is annotated as homeobox protein SIX6. The transcript is spliced from 2 exons. The record is from RefSeq and is a predicted model, not a curated record. Gene Ontology annotation, biological process: regulation of transcription by RNA polymerase II; eye development. Gene Ontology annotation, cellular component: nucleus; transcription regulator complex. Bases 400 to 1137 code for a protein of 245 amino acids. Gene Ontology annotation, molecular function: DNA-binding transcription factor activity, RNA polymerase II-specific; RNA polymerase II cis-regulatory region sequence-specific DNA binding. Lineage: Eukaryota; Metazoa; Chordata; Actinopteri; Cichliformes; Cichlidae.